Messenger RNA from Sorghum bicolor (sorghum), 1502 nucleotides. RefSeq lists its product as uncharacterized. The transcript is spliced from 5 exons. The coding region runs from base 75 to 1262 and encodes 395 amino acids. The record is from RefSeq and is a predicted model, not a curated record. Gene Ontology annotation, molecular function: protein dimerization activity. NCBI's taxonomy places the organism in Eukaryota, Viridiplantae, Streptophyta, Magnoliopsida, Poales, Poaceae.
CACUAGCUAGUCUUCUCAGUAUCUUUGAUUCUUCUCCAAGGCGCUAAGGUAGGUAGCCGGCCGGCGAGCUCGUCAUGGACGGCUGCAGCAGCUGGUUGCCAUUAUUCCAAGGCAGUGGAAUUGGCGACGCCGUAUCGAGCAGGAGUGGCUCGGAGGUGCAGCAGAAACAGGAUCUGCCGAUUAGUUCGCAAGUGGAGGAGCAGCUCCAACAGUUCUACUUGCUGAUGGACAUGGAGAAAAAUGGACACCCAGAGCCAGAGGUGGUGGUGCCCUCGUCGGAAUCAUCCAUUUUCCCCUCCUUCUCUGGAAGUCCUGACGAGACCUCGUCGCUCAUGCCAUGGAGCGGCAAUGAUACUACUGCUAGUAACUAUUGCCACCACCCGGCAGAGGUCUCCCCAGCCACCUACGGCGGCGAUCGCCGCGAUGACCACCAGUGCUAUGGCAACCUUGACACGAUCCUAAACCUGGACGAAUUCAAGUGCCAAGAUGCUCACAACGGACGAGCGCAGCACAACAACGGCCAUGGCGGCGCGUUCAUGCCCUACGUUCGCCACCUCAGCCCGAAGAAGCAGCCCAAUAAGCCAGGCUCUGGGGGCCAGAGGGCGAUCAAGGCGGCCAUAUCAGCCGUGGCACGGAUGCACAUGGUCAGGCUUGCCCAGUGGCGGCAGUGCGGCUACCAGAUGGAAAUGGCAGUAGCUCUGCCCACCGGCUGGAGCAACAACUGCAACCAGCAGCAGCACGUUUUGUCGGAGCGCAAGCGCCGCCAGAAGCUCAACGACAGCUUCAAGGCUCUCAGGACAGUGCUCCCCCCUGCAUCAUCUAAGAAAGAUAAAGCAUCCAUACUGAUCAGAGCAAGGGACUAUGUGAGCACUCUCGAGUCUAGAGUGUCUGAGUUAGAGAAGAAGAACAGGAUGCUAGUAGAGUUGCAGCACCUCCGCAACAACGGAGGCGAUGUUUAUGACAAAAAGAUUGAGCUCGAUAUCGAUAUCGAUAGAGAAGCAUGCGCGGUAAAGGAAACAUCACAGGAAUUUCACCUGAAGAUAAUGGUAGGGUCAGAGUGCAAUGCCAUGGAUGCUGUAGUUAGUAUACUUGAGUGCCUCAAGGAGAUAGGGGACGUGAGAUUGGUAGCCAUGGACGCGGUCAGCAGAGCCACCACCUUAACAUUACAAAUGAAGUCUAGCAGAUGCAAUGACAAUAUCCUGAAGGAAUAUGUAAUAAAGAGUGUCAAGGGUGCCAUGAAGUCAAAGACAGAGACAAGCUAAUUAAGCUUUUCUACGAUCGAUUGUUCGGUUCAAAUGGGUGUCAGAUUGAAUUUUGUGGUUUUUGACAAGACCAAUUAAGCGCGGUGACCAAGUAUUAAUGAAAAUCAACCAAAAUGUCAAACGUAUCGUUAUAUUCAAGGAGAUUGAUUUUUUUUAUAUCAUUGAGUCUUGAGCUGAAUGUGGAAGUCAAUGGACUAACCAAGAAAAAGCUCUUAUAAAGAUCUUCAAUUUUGAAUCGUA